Messenger RNA from Scaptodrosophila lebanonensis, 1006 nucleotides. RefSeq lists its product as uncharacterized. The record is from RefSeq and is a predicted model, not a curated record. The transcript has 2 exons. Lineage: Eukaryota; Metazoa; Arthropoda; Insecta; Diptera; Drosophilidae. Bases 57 to 944 code for a protein of 295 amino acids.
CAGAUUAACAUUUAUUAUGUACAUAACACACUGAAAAUUUUCUGGCAAAUUUCAUUAUGUUUGAGAGCAUAAGUUUUCUGUUUCUGUUCGCUUUGGCUUUUACUACAUGGGCUCUACUUUGUUAUUUACACGUAAUUGAGGAUCAAAAACGUGAAUUAGAGGAUUACAACUACAGCAUUGAACUAUACUCAGAAAAACCUGCUAUUAGACGCAUGCGUCAUUACCAAUUCAAAGAUAGUGGACCGAAAGUGGAAAGCUACAGCUUCAAUAUGGUCACCAGUUUUCUUUUCAUAUUUGUUGCUACAAUCGGGGCUUCGAAAUUGCUGCAAUGGCUUGAAAUACAGGCCCGAAACUAUAUGCAAUUAGAAGUGGUGCAGGGCACAGAGGAAAUGCCAAAGUCGAAUCCACAAGAAGCUAUUGCUGACUUAACCAAGAUACCCAUGCAGGCCUUGGAGGACAGUAGAAGCUUAACGAAGACAGACUUCAUAGCAGAAAGCGUCGAAUUUAAGGAUCAGUUGAAUUCUUUAGAGGCACGGUGCAUGGAAAUGCAUCAACUGCUUGUAGACCUGAAGCAUCAACCGACGAGCAAUGACUCCGGCAGCCAACUUUAUCUUUCAAAUGAUAUGAAGGAUGAGGAUGUGACUAUGACCGUAUUGAAGGCGCCAGUUAGCUUGGCCACUAGUGCAGAAUCGGUAAAACAUGCGCCUCAAGUUACACGUUCACAACCGACAAUUACGCAAAAUGUUUAUAUCGCUAACAGUUAUAUACAGAUAAACGUUCCUACGUUUUACACAAAGCGCGAUAUAAAUAUGAAUUUGCGUCGGCAGGCUUCGAUGUAUACUCGAAAACAAAGUGAAUUUUUGCAGGUGUGGGGCAAGUUUAUAGCUGGCCCGAAGGAACAGCCCAUGGCAGCGGGAAUGCGAGUGAACAGUUUGUUAAUGUGAAUAUUGUCAAGAAAUUGGGUAAAACCCCCAACAUUAAAAUGUACACAAUUGUCUUAAUUUGA